GAAGAGCAAAGAUGCCAACCCCGAACAUCUCCACCUCUGCAGCCAAAGGUUUCCGCAGGGCGGUGUCGGAGCUGGACUCCAAGCAAGCCGAGGCCAUCAUGUCUCCACGCUUCAUUGGAAGACGUCAAAGCCUCAUUGAAGAUGCCAGGAAGGAAAGAGAGGCUGCAGCUGCAGCCACUGAUGCUGCAGAGUCCACAGAGACCAUUGUAUUUGAGGAGAAGGAUGGGAGAGCCAUGCUGAACCUCUUCUUCAUGCUCAAGGGAGCCAAGACUUCACCGCUGUCCCGUGUCCUUAAGGUUUUUGAGACAUUUGAAGCUAAAAUUCACCACCUGGAGACCAGGCUUAGCCGAAAGCCCCGAGAAGGGAUCGCUGAGCUGGAAUACUUUGUGCGCUGUGAAGUCCACAGCUCUGACCUCAACACUUUCAUUAGCUCCAUCAAGAGGGUAGCAGAAGAUGUGAGGACCACUAAGGAAGACAAAUUUCACUGGUUUCCCAGAAGAAUCUGCGAACUGGACAAGUGCCACCAUUUGGUCACCAAGUUUGACCCUGACUUGGAUCUGGAUCACCCGGGCUACUCUGACCAAGUAUAUCGGCAGAGAAGGAAAUCAAUAGCAGAGAUUGCUUUUCACUAUAAGCAUGGGGACCCGAUCCCUCACGUGGAAUACACGGCGGAGGAGACAGCUACCUGGAAGGAGGUGUACAGCACCCUGAAGAGCUUGUACCCCACCCAUGCCUGCAAGGAGUACCUUGACGCUUUCAGUCUACUGGAGAAAUUCUGUGGCUACAAUGAGAACAACAUCCCUCAGCUGGAGGAGGUGUCCCGCUUCCUGAAAGAGAGGACCGGCUUCCAGCUCCGGCCGGUGGCCGGCCUGCUCUCAGCACGGGACUUCCUGGCCAGCCUGGCCUUCCGCGUCUUCCAGUGCACGCAGUACAUCCGCCACGCGUCCUCGCCCAUGCACUCCCCUGAGCCGGAUUGCUGUCACGAGCUGCUGGGGCAUGUCCCGAUGCUGGCUGACAAGACAUUUGCCCAGUUCUCUCAGGACAUUGGGCUGGCGUCUCUGGGAGCAACUGAUGAAGAAAUUGAGAAACUAGCAACACUUUACUGGUUUACAGUGGAGUUUGGGCUCUGCAGACAGAAUGGAAUAGUCAAAGCCUACGGAGCCGGGCUCCUCUCUUCCUAUGGGGAGCUCAUACACUCCUUGUCAGAUGAACCAGAGGUGCGGGACUUCGACCCUGAUGCUGCAGCUGUUCAGCCCUACCAGGACCAGAACUACCAGCCUGUUUAUUUUGUGUCUGAGAGCUUCACUGAUGCCAAAAAUAAAUUGAGGAGCUACGCGGCGCACAUCAAGCGGCCCUUCUCGGUGAAAUACGAGCCCUACACCCACAGCAUCGAGCUCCUGGACAGCCCCCAGAUGAUCGGCCACUCCCUGGAGAGCGUAAGGGAUGAGCUUCACUCGCUGAUUAACGCCCUCAAUGUUAUCAGUUAAUACAAGAACUGAGCCAUUUCCGUCCCCUCCCAGCCCCCCAGGCGCCCACCCUGCCCUCACCUGGCUCCCAAGGUGAUCAUUCCUCCCUGUCUUCUCCAAACAUCGGCACUGCUGCCUGUCACCACGCGACCCCAACAGCUUCCCACUUUUGUACGUAGGGCCGGCUCGGAGGAGGGCAGCGGGACGCACCCAAGGCCUGCUGGCUUUUUGGGUAGCUUUUCCAUCGACUGCUGCAAGAGGCUUAGCAGAUAGGAAAAAAAAAAAAAAGCAUGGCCAAGCUAAAAAGUUGAAUUCAAGAGCUGUGUGCUAAGCUCCUGGGUGCAAGGAAGAGGAGAAAAAUCUACUGUAUUUAAAAAAGAAAAAGAGAGAAGCAAUAAUUUUUUUUUAAUUGCAAUUUGAGAGAAAAAUUUAAUCUGCCUUUUUUUUUUUAAUCCCCAAAGCAACUCCAUGAGUCUUGUUCUUAGUUAUCCUAAUAUAUCCUAUCACCUGAUGUAGCUCAGGUGUGUGACUAAUGCUACUGCUGGCCAUUUCCAAGGAAGGUAAACAUCUGGUUAGGAUGCUCAAACCCAGUUUCAUGCAGUUUUCAGUGUAGAUAUUAAUGGCUUGAUCUGACCCAAAGCUCUUGGUGUUCCUCCCCCUGCUUUUGCCCUUCUUAUCUUCUUGCAGGCUGUCUCAUAACUUAGCGGUUUGCUCAGAAGUUUGGCCCAAGGUUAUGCAGCUGUGCAGUAUCAGAGCUGGGCUUGGGAUGUGUGGAGGCUGCUAAACAGCUGUGGGGGACAGUGAAGGGGAAUUACACAGAGUUGUUUGCAUGAUCAUUUAUAACGUUUCUGUGUCGACUUUUGCCGUCCUUAUCCACGAUAUAUGAUUUUUAUAAUUUCCUCUUUAAAGAACUGCAAGACUUGGCAGUGAAGUUUUGGCUAUUAACACGGCUAACAUUUUUCUCCAGUGUUACUUCUACUGUGGCUCAGUCAUAAUAGUUUACAAUCCAUUACUCUUUAUUCCAUUUCAGACCUCCACCUAUAUGUGCUUUAAGCCCAGUUCUCUCAAAUUUUAACUCCUUAGCUACUGAUGGCACUUAGUCUCCUGCCUGCUUCAAUCUCUCCUUUCUGUUUCUUUUCUUAUUUGACUCUUCCUCCUAAAUUCCUCCUAAAUUGCUUAAAAGGCCAUUACUGAAAUCAGCAGUUUGACACCAGGGCUAGCUGCUUUUCCUCAAGCUAUUCCUUCUCUUUGGAUUUUUCUGUAAACCGAUAAAACUACUGAGUUAAUUCAGUUAUUGUGAUUUUAGAGCCCUUUUUCCAAAGCUGCAGCUAUGAUUUCCCAAUCUGGGUGGAUCCAGAUCAUGAGCUGUAACUCUCAAGGCUCCCUUAAGAGCUGUAACAAUUUUUCAUUUGGGUUCUUCAGAUAUUACUAUUAGAUUAAGUAGCUGGAGCAAGCUAUGCAAGACUAAGUCAGGCUAGGCCACAGUUUAGUAUCUACCCAUGAAAAUCUUACUGGUGACUUCAGUAAAACAGACUAAAAAAAGAAAAACAAACAAACAAACAAAACCAACCAAACAAAAAAAGGAAACAAACAGGCAAGCUAUAACAAUUUUGUCUGUAUAGUUAAUGCAGGGGUUAUGAUCUAGUUAACAAGAGCAGUGCCACUUUGCUGAUCUUCAGGUUGCUGUUUCUCCUCUCCUUUGGUACUGUCCAGCUGCUGGCUUGCUGCCCAUGAAAGCAGCAGGGAUGCUCCAAACCCUGCAGCAAUGCCAGGCUCCUGAUCAGGACCGGGCAGAGAAUCUCUCUGUGGAGGCAUUUGCUCUCCCGAACCGUAAAGGUCUGAAGGUAAUCAUCUCUAGGUAUCCAAAGCACUUCACAGUCAUUAUCUGCCUUCUUAAAUACCUAAAAUUAAUGCAAUUUGUAAAAAGACCAAACUCGUUAAUAUGGAGUGAUAAGCCAAUUUAGAAAUCCUUGCAACUGCAGGAGACCUCAACUCCUCUGCCUUGCCUUGGAUUUUGCAUUGCUGCUCCCUGACUCUGUCAGCUGCUGCUUUUUUGAGGAGCUGUAGUAAAAUUUGCUGCAAAAUCUGUAAAAUCUGUCCUGCACAAAUAGCAAAUAAGCAAGACUUGCAGCAUAGUCCAGUCCCAUGAGUAUGCAAGCACACAAACAGAUGUGCUGCAGCUGGGGGAAGGUGAGCACCAGGAGGGUUGCACUCCCUUGCUUUUGGGACACGAGGCUGAGCUGGGGCAGGCUCUGAGUGCAGGGGCCACGGCUACCCAGGUGCCAGAGGCCCCUCUUUGAGCCAUUUUCAGUGUCUCUGUUCUUCACAAAUUCGUGACAAAUUCCAGAAUUUUUUAGCCCCUUAUGGAGACAUCUGAAAACAUGAACCUGUUUGUAUUUACUACCACCCUCACCUAUUUAAUAUCUUAGAGGAUUUAUCUUAUUAGUAACUUAAUAGGUCCCCUUCCACUUUGUCUCUAAGCCUUGUUCCCUUUUAUCUGCUUUCAAAUACAUUAUUUGGCUCCUUAUUUCAUAAGCCAUAUAGGAAUUGGAUCAUUGCUCUCUCAUUUUACACAUUUUUCUCAUGUUGCUUCUUCUACCAGAGCAUUGCUUUCUUCUUUAUCUUGCCAUAGUAUUUUAGGCUCUUAGACAUAGAGCCACUAAGAGACAGGCUAUCCAAACAAAAUAUGGUAGAGUUGCAAACCUAUCCCUAAUCUAUCACUGCUUUUAAAGCUACUGAUAGCAAGGCUAACUUUUUAGCCCACAAUUUUGGAUAUUGUCCUACAAUUGUCUUUAGAUUCCUUUUAAUAGUUCAACUCAUUUCUGGGAGAUUGCAGGUGGUAGGCUUUAUACAGUACUUGCUUAAUCCCCAGGCUAGUUAUUAGGACUUGAAUUCCUCACUUAAAACCUCCCCCUUCUCAAGCCUCCACUCUGUUCAUCUUAUCCCGUCUCAGGUGCUGUUCUGCACCUCUGAACGAUUUUCUGUAACAGCAUUGUUACAGUUCCAGCAGCUGUAUUCCUUUUAGGUGGAAGAACCUCAGCCUGCCCAGGAAAGGUAUUUAUUGUGGCAAACAGAUACUGAUUGUGACAUUGGGGUGAUCCCUUGGCAGUAUUUGUCACAGUCUUUAGCUUAGCCAAUGCAGUAGUGUUGGCAGCUUUCUUUUACUAACCCACUUUUGCACACCUUACGCAGUUUUUAUUCAUGUCCUAUGUUUCUUACUUCAUUUGAGGCUGAGUAUAAACUCCUUGCACUCUUUUUAGAGUACCCUACACUUUUUACUGUAGCUCAUUAUGACAAUUACCUUAGACAAUUACUUAGCUCAUAAUGAGCUACAUAAAGAAGUGUAGGAUGCUCUUAUUCAACUGGCCACACUAUUCAUCCCAUCUUUUUUUUAGCUGACACCUGAUUGGGACUGCAGUAAACAAAGUUUGAGUUAAUUUAUCUACUUGCUCACUGAAUUGCUUCUCAGUAUUGCUUGUAGUCUUCACAGUACUUUAACAUCCUUUACAUAUAUUUUAUUCCCUCUCUCCCUCUAAGCUUGUAAAAUAGAACUCCUGUUUUCUUCACAGGUGUCCCAUCAUGUGCUUGCCAUUGCUCUUCUCCCCAUUAUGCAACCAUUAUUUUUUUCUACUACCAGACAGUAGCUGUCUGUAGAGAGAUGUUGGUAGAAGGGUUUGUCAUCUACUCACAGCCUGUAAGUUCCUUGGCAUGAUCCUUUCCUUAAUUUUCCCACUAUUUGUUCCCUCAUUCCACUGAUAGGAGUCUCUUGGGUUAUUUUUCCUCUUUGAUCGAAUGUAGCACUCCCAUGAGUGUGCAAUACCUUUGGUUCAUUCCUGGUUUCUAUUCAAAGGAUAUCCACAUUAAUAUCCAUUUCUUCCCUUUGUGUGUAAGAGCAGAGUAGGAGCAGACUGGGGUACAACUGCACUAUUGAGGGGAAAAGCCUCAAACUCCAUCACAGCCCAGACUGCCUCUAACCAGGUUUUCUCAUGGCCAAGGAAAUUUUGGUCCAGCCACUGGAGAGGACUCAUAUGCUACUGGUAUCCAUUUUCCUCCUCUAUUUCUCUGUAACAGCACUGCUCCCACUGUAUCAGCUCGUGUUGAAAUUCUUGUUAUUAAUAACUUUCCCUUAACUGAGAAUUUGAGUGCAGAAGCUUUUCAAGCAGCUUCUUUCAUGUCAGAUAAAGCACUGUCUUGGUCUUUGCUCCAGCUCCCUCCCUGAUUCUUUUCCUGUCAUUUCCAUAACGCUCUGCUGCUAUUAGCAAAGAUGGAUACACUGCCAUAAGAUACUAGCACUGCUAUAGAUAUGCUGCCAUAAGAAAUUAAAUUCUCCCAGCACUCUUCACAGUUGGGAUUGAUUAGUGGGAGUAUUUAUUUCACAGAAAGCUUAACCUUUCUAUCAUUUUUCCAUCUUCUUGUUUCACCAGUUUCAGAGUCCAGGCAUUUAACUUGAGGUUAUUUUAAUUGUGCCAUAUUCAAGCUGACAUUAAAUACUCUUUGGUCUAUUAAUUUUAAAACUCAGCUGCAUCUCUCUUGUACCUCUUCUUCUGUAGCUGCAAUUCCCCGAAUAUCAUCACAUAAGGCAAUCUCUUUUCUUUGUCCCCCACAAACAUCAUUCAAUCCCUUUGCUCACACGAGCAUGUGCAGCAGGGCAGGUGCUCGGCCCUGUGGGAUGCAAAUAAAGGUAUCUUGUUUGUCUCUUAAUGUGAAAGCAGCUCUGUCAAUUGCUUCUUCCCCUGCAUUUUGCCAUAUGGAAGCUUAGUGUGAAUCGUGGGGGUGCAUUUGUGCCACUACCUCUCCUAAUUCAUCCACUGUCCAAGGAGCCUGACUCAGCCUCAGGGCUGCCAGGGACCCUGGAGAUACCUGCUCUGCUGGGAGUGGUUGCUUGGUACAUGGUAUCAGGUCCUGCUGCUGCUCAUGUCCAUGACAUUCAAGCAGGGCCCCUAUCCGUUUAUUACAGACUCUCCAUCUCCUCGAGCCUAUGGACUGGUCAUGAUUGUGCCAGUUGAUCCUUGUCUUACCAUCCUGCUGGGCAACUUGAUUAAAUGCCCAUAGUGGCAAGAUUAAAGGUUUAUCAAGGAGGUGCCCAAUGUACAAUGGAUAAAAACUGGUGGAGCACACACUCUAAUCAAUUUACCAAUUUACCACUUAAUCCCCAUUUAAUUCUGAAUAUAAGCUGUUUCUCUACUGUUGUGCUUCCUUUCAGUGCCUUCAUAUCUGCAGCUACCUGCCUUGGGGUAAUUUUUUUUUCAUUUUAACAGCUGCAACAGUUUGAUCUGCCAUACUCAUCUACCCUGGGACAGCAUUUGAAGUCUUUGUGGGAUAGACUGCUAUUCUCAACUUCUCUUUCUUUUCCCAUUUGCCCAUGUCAUCCUUGAAAUCAUCUUCCUGUGAUGGCUCCCGAUUCAGUUCUCUACACCACUUUCUGGAACUCCAGCAGUUAUUUUUAAUUUUUGCAUCCCAAUCUGCUUUUGCAAGUGUCUAAUUUUAGCUUUGCAUUUACUAUGAUCAGGUCCCUUUUGAGCUCUCCCUUGCUCCAGGGCGAACCACUGCACUAUAUAUGUUAAUCACCCUCCUUAGUUCUGUAGUUUUUCCUUCUCUUUUUCUAAAUUCAUCUGAUUCUCUAAUUGCCAUCGCACGUCCUUAUUGCCUUUUUGGGCCACUAGAUGGUAUUCCUUUUCUAAAGACAAGCUUAUUUCAAGUCACUGGACAGACCCUUUCAAAACACAAUUUUCCCACUGAAGCAGCUGAUGUUCUGGUGUUGCCUUGGUAUAGAUGAUUGCUGUUUCCCGUAACAGUCCCAUUAAUAGAAGCGGUGAAUCCUUGAGUCUCUUUUCAUCCACUCUCUCAUAUCAGGAAACAUUUGGUCUCUAUCACCCAUCGGCUUCCUGUGGGCUAGAGAGGCGCCCGCAGCCCCUGCUGUAAUCUCUGAUAUUGUUGGGAUUUCCUGCAGCCCUUCAGUAUUCCUGGUUUUAGGCUUUUUCAUGAGUUGUCUUGGAUUUUUCCCAUGCUUUCAGUUUUGUCUUAAGGUACCCCUCAAGCAUUGUGCACAAGACUGGUUACGUUUGUAGAGUUGCUUUGAAUGAGGUCACAGAAUCACAGAAUGGUUUGGGUUCCAACCCCCUACCAUGGGCAGGGAGCCUUCCGCUAGACCAGGUUACUCAGAGCUCCAUGCUGCUUGGCCUCAAGAUCACUCAGAGAAAAAGACUCUGAGGAUCUACCCAGUCACACCCUUCACCAAAAGAUGUUAUGAAUUCCCUUUUCCUGACCGUGGAGCGGAUUAGUAGGAUUGUGUGGCUGCUUAGAGCAAAGCACGAGCUCAUGUCCUUUGGGUGUGUCAUGGGAUCCUUCACACCGUUCCCCCGGGCCUCACCAAACGUGACUGCAAGCUCUAUAGAAAGUGACUGGGGAAAACCAAAGUGAUCGGUCAGCCCAGGUUAAACCCUCCCCUGGAAGGAGCAUGGGCUGGCAAGGGAGGAAGAAGGGGGAAAAGCCUUCCUCAGAGCCAGGCCCCACCACCCCUCUGGUGUGUGCCUGUCUCAGUGCCUCGCUGAGCGGUCUCACUGUUGUUGCUGCUGCUGCUGCUGUGGGUGGAUCUGUCUGUCUGUCUCUCUGUGUAAAGAAAUAUGAAACAGAAUUA
Molecule: messenger RNA, 8103 nt
Organism: Motacilla alba alba
Lineage: Eukaryota; Metazoa; Chordata; Aves; Passeriformes; Motacillidae
Gene: TH
Product: tyrosine hydroxylase
Exons: 13
Coding region: 12-1487 (491 amino acids)
Biological process (GO): dopamine biosynthetic process from tyrosine
Cellular component (GO): axon; perikaryon; cytoplasm
Molecular function (GO): tyrosine 3-monooxygenase activity; iron ion binding
Source: RefSeq, a predicted model, not a curated record